AAAAUAUUAUGAGCAUCGGUUACGAAUUUUAAAUCAAUUAUGGUAACAAAGGAAAUAUUAACUAUUCAAUUGGGGCAUUACGCAAACUUUGUGGGCACACACUGGUGGAAUCUUCAGGAAACAAAUUUUUCUUAUGAUCCUGCUAAUCCAUCGGAAAUUAAUCCUGAUGUUUUAUACAGGGAAGGCGAAUAUCAGAAGAGAGUAACUUUCACACCAAGAUUAUUGAUCGCUGACCUUAAAGGUACAUUAGGAUAUUUGAGCGACCAAGGUAAUUUAUCGGAAAUUUUACACCAAGGUAACAAAGAGAUACCGGAAAUUUUAUGGGAAGAAAAUCGACUAGAAACAAUUGCAGAACCAGAUGCGAUUAAACCGAAUUUUGUGAAAACAUUAGAUCAGGAAAAUAACGAUGAAACAAAUAGUUCAGCUAAUUUUGAAGACGAUAUAAAUAAGUGGGUGGAUUUUUUAAUACCGCGCUUCCAUUCUAGAACAGUCAAUGUUCUCACAGACUAUGAGCAUGGCUCCACCACUCGACCUUUCGACUUGUUUACUUACGGGCAAACUCUUUGGAACACUAAGAAAUUUGCGGAUGACUUUACAGACAGGAUAAGGGCUUACGUCGAAGAAUGCGAUUCUAUGCAAGGCUUCCAGGUACUUAUCGAUGGGGACAAUGGCUUUUCAGGAUUGGGUACUAGUUGUAUUCAAUAUUUAAGAGACGAGUAUGAAAAAAGUAUUUUAACUUUUCCUGUAAUAGAUAUUGCGUGUAAAGAACCAUCGUUAGCUGAUUAUGCGAAAGUAAUCAACACAACGCUGUGCUGGCAACAUUUAGGCGAAUUUUCGUCGCUAUUUAGUCCAUUAUGCUGUGAUGCAAACGGUUGGCUCACGCGUGGUAAACCACGAAAUUUCAAAAAUCUUACGUACAAAGUUGAUCUUAAGUAUCAUACGAGUUCGUUAUUGGCAACCGCUUUAGAUACCCUAAGCCUAAGAUAUAGAAAUAAAAAGUACCCUAUGGCAACAUUGUCUGAUCUCUGUGCGGACUUAAAUAAGCUGGGUAGAAAGGCUGUAGCUACAAGUUUGAGUUUACCAUUUCCCAUACAUGCAAAUAAAGAUUUAAUCGACGUAUUGGAUGGUCUUGAAGGGACGUUUCCAUGGACUACCAUAACGCCCGGCUGUAAUAUAAGCAUGAAUAACAAUAUGCAAAGUCUAGCACUACGAGGCAUUCCAGAGUGUCGUCUAAAACGUCCGUUAAAAGAUGCCAAGGAACAAAUGGAGAAAGUAGCGUACCGAUGCUCAACGGUUCACGAAAUGAUGAGUCUCUAUUUAGAUUGUUCUUGUCACUCUUCCGCUUCAUACUUAUGCUCUAUAGAACAACCAUUAAAGAUUAAAGAUCCCUAUCCAAAAAUAUUCAAUAGUAAUGUCUCGGAGGAUGGAAAUAUUUCAGAUCAGUCUAGAAUCGGAGAUGUUAAAAGUGUAGCAGUUAUGGCUGGCUUACACACAGGCAAAUUUGUGGCUGAAAUGUACGAGUCUCUUUACAAGCACGUCACAAAAAUUAAAAGCAUAAAUAAAUUUCAUGCUUUCCCGGAUUCAGGAUUAGAAGAGGACGAUUUUCAAGAAAGCGUAAAUAAUCUAAUGGAUUGUCAGGAAAAUUACAAAGAUCAAUAAUAAUAUUGAAUGU
Molecule: messenger RNA, 1672 nt
Organism: Ceratosolen solmsi marchali
Lineage: Eukaryota; Metazoa; Arthropoda; Insecta; Hymenoptera; Agaonidae
Gene: mst
Product: misato mitochondrial distribution and morphology regulator
Exons: 5
Coding region: 40-1659 (539 amino acids)
Biological process (GO): mitochondrion organization
Cellular component (GO): cytoplasm; mitochondrion
Source: RefSeq, a predicted model, not a curated record